Messenger RNA from Lutzomyia longipalpis, 3950 nucleotides. Its product is annotated as fatty-acid amide hydrolase 2-A. The transcript has 3 exons. Lineage: Eukaryota; Metazoa; Arthropoda; Insecta; Diptera; Psychodidae. Bases 588 to 2216 code for a protein of 542 amino acids. The record is from RefSeq and is a predicted model, not a curated record.
UUUCCCAAAACAUCUUGUUUAAAUCUUCCUUAUCACUGAUGAGUAAUUAUAUAAAGUAGUAUAUACAUGAUGAAUAAUUAUUGGAAUUUUCUGACCAAAUUCCACAUUGAGAGAUUGAUAAGGCUGCAAUUUUAUCAUACACAUACCUACCGAUAAAAUUCGUCAUAAGGGGGCAUAUCGGAGUGCCCCCCAAUAUUUUGGGAUGAUGCCGAAGAAAGGAGAAAAUCGCAUUGUAUCCAAACAUAGAGAGAUAGUGUGAAAUAUGUGUAAAAAUAUAAUGUUUGUACUCUACAGCUUUUAUUUACAAAACAAUUAUUUCCCUCCUAAUGAAUGAAUACCAAUGAAGGUGUUCAUAUGUUCGUCGGGCAGCAUAAGAUUCAGUCUACGAGCAACAAUUUGCGCCACGAGACGUACAGCGCGCGUUAAUCUCCCUGCUUUGGCCUUUUAAGUGGAUUUUUCGGUGAAGCAGCAGUAAAAGUGAAAUUUUUUCAACGACAAAACAUAUCUCCGCGAGAAUUAUAAAAGUGAAAGACAGAUAGACGCACCAAUUGGAAAUUUUUAUAUUGCAUCUCUGACAGGCACAAAAAAUGGAUAUAUUAGCAUCAAUUUUGUCAACUUUCGCCAAAUUUGUCCUUCGCAAUGCGGAUGAAACCAUGAGUUGGAUAAUGCGGAGGAUGCUGCGAGGAGCAAUAGUUUUGCUGAGUUGGUUCGUCAUUCCGUACAGCUGGAUUAAGACACUGAGGAUUUCCCGGCAGAAGAUACCAUGCAUGUCUAGCAACCUCUUGGAAAUUCCGGCAGUUGAUCUGGCACAAAUGAUACGCAAACGGCAGAUCAAAUGUGAGCACGUGAUAAAGGCAUACGUUGAUCGCUGUAGGCAAGUCAAUCAUUUGCUCAAUGCCAUUGUCCAGGAGCGCUUCGACGAGGCACUUCAGGAAGCAAAAAAUGUCGAUGAAUUCCUCGCAACAACCACAAAAUCCACGGAGGAAAUUGAGCACGAAACUCCCCUCCUGGGAGUUCCUGUCACGGUUAAAGAGAGUAUCGGUCUUCGGGGGAUGUCCAAUCAGGCUGGGUUACGCUUUGAGAAGCAACGCGUUGCCAUGGAGGAUGCCCCUAGUGUGGCUCAGGUGCGAAAAAGUGGAGCAAUCUUCCUCCUUGUCAGCAAUACUCCUGAACUCUGCAUGCUGUGGGAGACGUACAACAAAAUAACGGGCACAACGAGGAAUCCCCAUGAUUUGAGACGAACUCCUGGAGGAUCUAGUGGUGGUGAGGCAAGUCUCCUGGGAGCUGGAGCAUCCCUCCUCAGUCUUUCGUCGGAUAUUGGUGGUUCUGCACGACUUCCUGCCAUGUAUACGGGAGUUUUUGGGCACAAACCAACACCUUUCCUUGUCUCCCCAUACGGACAUGUGCCCACAAGUGGAGAUCCCCGGUGGGGAGAUUAUUUCACAAUUGCACCAAUGACCAGGUAUGCUGUGGAUCUACCCCUCCUACUGAAAUGCAUGAGAGACCCCCAAGGACCUCCUGUGGACAUUGACAAGCCCGUUGAUGUGAAGAGCAUCAACUACUACUACAUGGACAGCGAUGGACCAUCAGGACUCACACGACCUCUCACCUCUGACAUGCAGCAGGCCGUCCUCAAGGUGGCACGACACUUUAAUGCCCAAAAAGUUCACAUUGACCUCCUCAAGUGGUCCUUUGACAUCUCCGUCUCCCAGCUGCUGCGGAUACAGAAUAUUGAGACAAUUUACAACCAAUCAUGGGAUACGGAGAAGAGCAAGAAGCUCUCCGUGGAGUGGCUGAAAUAUCUCUUUGGGUGCUCCAAUCACAUCUUCAGUUCCGUUCUCAUUGGAUUCCUGCAGAAAUUCAUCUCAUCCCUGCCACAGAGGCGUCAUGAUCAACUCGAAGGGAUCGCCAAGGAGCUCAAGAAUCACUUUGUACAGCUCCUUGGGACAAAUGGGGUCUUCAUCUACCCAUCCUUCCCAACAAGUGCUCACUACCACUAUCGCAUCUUCCACAAACUCCUCGACACGAGCUACAUGAUGGUCUUCAAUACGCUCGGCUUUCCCGUAACCAAUGCUAUGGUGGGCAUGGACAAGAACAACUUGCCCGUUGGUGUACAAAUUGUCGCCAGCCCGCAGCAGGAUCAUCUCUGUCUUGCCGUUGCUAAGGAAUUGGAACGUGCUUUUGGUGGGUGGAAGAAACCUCCGCAAACCAGUUAGCUCAUCAAAUUCAGUGCUGUGCAUUAGCUCUAUAUUCAUUUUUUUUUGUUAAUGAUGAAGAGGGUGUUUCAAUUGAUCUGAUUAACCCAUUUUUGUCGGUUGAAAGUUUCAGGACAAUGAGAGUUUUUUUUAUCGAAAAAAUGUUUUUUUAAGGAAUCAAUCAGGAAUUGUUAUAUUUAUGUAGUUUGUGAUUGUGAGAUACAUAUCUUGAAGUUAAAAUUCUUUCAAAGAUUGCUCAAUGAUUCAAAAAGAAAAUUAUUCUAAUUCUAACAAAGGGUGCAUUCUGAUACAUAUAAAUCUUUUCUUUUCUUUUAUUAUAAUUCGUAAGUUGUAAGAUUUUUAGUAUUCUAGGAAAAAUCUUCAAGGAUUUUGAUAUUUUACUUAUCUCUUUAAUCGAGUUUUUGAAAGAAAAUUAUUCUUCCUUGGGGUUUCAAAGACAUUUCUUAAUGUUUUUUGCGUUUUUUUGGAAUAACCGGAAUAACAAAUUCUUUGUUUUUAUAUAGAAAACGACAAUACAACGAUUUCAAAACACCAUCUGUCAGAAGUUUACGACAACUUUUAGAGUUAGAACAGAAAAGAAAAGAUUUUUAUCAGAAUCGACCUUAAACAUUUCUUUGUAUUUUGAAGACCAUUUCCACAAUUUUAGCUGUGAUUUUUUUUAAUCAAAAUCUAUCCAGAAGAGUUUUUUGCGAUAAAUGCAAACAUAAGUUAAGGUCAUUAGAAAAAAAUGACGCCAUUUUGAAAACAAAAAUAUUAGGAAUCUAUUCUGAUAAAAAUCUUUUCUUUUCUAACAAUUUAAAAGUUCUUUUAAGAUUGAAUUUGUUGUUCCAGAAAAUAUUCAGAAAAAUCCUUAAAGCAGUCCUGGAGAAAACAUUUUCCUUCAAAAACCUGAUUAAAGAAACAAAUAAAAUGUCAAAAUCUGAAAGGAUUUUUCCCUGAAUUAAAAAAAAAUCUUAUAAUUGACGAAUUGUAAGAUAAGAAAAGAUUUCUAUGAGAAUCUAUCCCAUUAAAUUCAAUUGGAUAUUUAUUAGAUAAAUUAAAUAUUAAAGAAGAAUUAAUUAAAAAACAAACAUAAUUAACCCUUUCAGGUCCGCGACUAAUCUAGCUAGCUGAUUGAACUAAAGAUAUUUUUUAUGCGUUCAUUUAAGCUCAAAUUAGACAUUUUUAACAAAAAAAAAUCCCAACUCGAAAAUUUUCGAUUUUCCGUUUUUUUAUUAACCUCUAUUGGAUUUUUUUUAGCUGAUAUUCUUUGAAGACUUCCGGAAACAUCGAUUUUAUCCUCAAACAGAUGUCCUCGAAAGGAUUCCGUUUAACCUUCAGCAUAUUCUGAGAUUUAAAAAAAAAACGCAAAAUAAGAUUUUAUUCUCAAAAUAUUAAAAAAGAAUUUAAAAAUUUGCAAAAUUUAGCUUCCGGAAUUUACAAUUAAAGCUUCCGGAAUAAUAAAAAAUGAAAAUAGGUAAUUUUUUCCAGAUAGAAUAAUUGAAUUAAUAAGAGAAAUAUCUAAAAAAAAUUAACUAAAAAAACGAUAUAAAAUAAGUACAUACCCCAAACAAAUUUAUUCCUUCAAUUUUAUCAUAAAUGCCGCUUCCGACAGAAAUGGGUUAAUUUUUUGUUAAAUGGUUCUUUUCGUACAUUGGAACACCCUGUAAAAUAAAUUAGAAAAUAGUUCUAAGUUAGUUUAUUAAUUGAGUAGGUAGAAUUUGUACAAGAAUAAAGGAUAAUACUGACCUUGAA